Coregonus sp. 'balchen' is the source of this 7307-nucleotide messenger RNA. The record is from the annotation of a GenBank genome assembly. NCBI's taxonomy places the organism in Eukaryota, Metazoa, Chordata, Actinopteri, Salmoniformes, Salmonidae.
GCAAGUGUCAAAAAAUGCGAGCCAGCUAACGUUAGUUAGAUAAUUAGCUAGCACACUGGCAAACAUUACCUACACAGCUAGCCUGAUAACUACAGCCUCUGUAUUCACAUGUUCUGACUAUAUUUACAGUUUAAAGUUAUGUUGCUCACAAUACGUUGUUUGGUGAUAUAUUGUGUAUCUAGUUAUCAAUGUUCAACUUCAAUUACACUUUGCUGUGUCUAGCUAGCCAGCUGGAGAUGUACUAGUUAGCGAACUAUCCACUUGGCUCAUGGCUAGACGCAGUUAUUUGACAGCUAACUUAGCUAGCCAGUGAACUACACUUUUUAGCAUUACAAGCUAGCUAGCUGACUGAAUGUCCAUAAUGUACUAAAGUAAACCUAUUUCCUAUUAAUUGAUCUCAGGUAUCUGCACAGAGGGAGCAGCCCAUCAUGACUUAAACUGACAACCCUGCAGAAUUUUUGCAACAAACAUAAUCGAGAGCCAAAUGGUAAAUAACUCUUCUCAACAUCACUAUCUUCAGGGAAUGUGCCACAUCUCUGGUACCCCAGUUUAUGUGCUCAUGUUUGACCUCUUUAUGUUUUCCUCAGGUUUUUGUAAGCUUUCAAACAUGGGUGACAUGAAGACCCCUGAUUUUGAUGAUCUUUUGGCUGCCUUUGACAUCCCUGAUGCCACCAGUUUGGAUGCUAAAGAACCCAUCCAGGAGAGUCAUGAUGAGGCAGAAGGUCAGCUGAAACACACAGAUAUGUGUAUGGAGGACACUGUAUCUGUUCAUCAAGCUGUAGGUGUGUCUGAUGUUCCUGCUGUCAGUGUUAUAGUAAAGAACACAAGUCACCAGGAGUCAUCUGAUAGUGGUGGAGAGGGCCCACAUUUCAGACACCCAUUGCAAAAUGGGUUCAGGGGGUCAGGGGCCUCAAUGGACUCGCAUCAGAUAGGCCACUGUGGUUCUAAGUCUUUUGUGUGUGCUUUGAAUGGGAAUGGCUCAAGAGGACUCUUAGGGAAGACCCCCGUCCAGCACAAACCUGAAGGAACACCGUCCUUCUCUCAGUCCUUUUCCCAGUUCAGCCCCAUCUCUAGUCCAGAAUCUGAAGACUCCCCAAGCAAUGGGGUUGAUAUCCAUCCAAAACAAGAGAGACCCUACUUCCCUGCUGCCUCUAUAUUUAUGUCUGCAGAACCCCUAAUGUCAGACAAUCAGAAAAAACAGCUGUCUUACAGCAUGUUUGACAAGUGCCAUGAAGUAGACUGUGAAGAACUUGAGAACCUUCCAAGGAGCAAAGGAGAAUCUAUCAAAUCAAAGGAUACCAGAACAGAGGCGAAGCCUGACAGGAAUGCCAGUAACCAGAAGGACAAGGGAGAUUGUCAUAGUAGUGCAGUGCUCCCUACAAAUGAUAAUAACAUUAUUGAGUCAAGCAGUAACAAUAUAGUGACUACGUCUAAUAUGCCCACCUCUCAUCCAUGUGUCAAAACUCCAACAUCCAAACUAUCGUCUUGCCUUGAGGCAUUAGUGGCUCUGAAUGCCAGAAAGGAUCCCAGUGAACCACCAAACUCUGGAGACUUAUCAGUGGCUCAUGACUGCACCAUGAAGGUUAGUCCAAAAAUGCCCAUGUCACCACAAAGUCCCAGGAGUCCUCUUGAAGCUGUGAAGCGGUUAAUGAAACCACCUGACAGUCCUGUAAGCAUUUGCAGUGACAGCAGUGGCAAGGGAUCCCCAGCACUGGCAUCUGGCUCACCCCCAGCCAUACCGAGGGUCAGAAUAAAGACCAUUAAAACCACGACUGGGCAAAUCCAGCGCACGGUUACCAGUGUAGUACCUGAUUCAGAAAAUGAGGAGAUCCACUCUGUUGAGUCCUCCCCAUCCCAGAGAAUUGUUGUUGAGGAGGCCUACUCUAGUUUGUCUCCCUAUCCCUCUCAUAAUGUGAUAAGCGAUAUCAUUGUUGAUAUGCCCACCAAAAGUACACCAGUUGGUAUUCUGCCAUCAAAGGUUACUGAUGACAAAUUAAAGGGGAACUGCAAGAGGCCAAGACCAAUGCAGUGCCCAACUAUUUUUCAUAAUAUAAGUAGUCCUGUAAUGAGACCUAUGCCGGUUGCCCAGCACGGGCCUUCUACACAAAAGAGGAUUUCAUCAGUUCAAACGGGCAACUCGCCCAACACAAGCUUCCUUCCCAAGGCAAUGCACUUAGCUAACCUGAACCUAGUCCCUCACAGUGUUGCUGCAUCAGUCGCAGCACGCUCCACCUCCCAUCAACAGAGCCAACAACAUGCACUUUCCUCCUCUAUGGUGUGCAGCACUGUCCCAUUGAUGCAUCAAGUAAAAAAAGAUGCCCCUAAUCCACGUGCUGCCAUUCCGAGCACAGCAGCAGGUACUUUAAACAGACUGUUAAACAAUGCCAACCCUGUACCCACAUUCGUACCCAACCUGAACCCACCACCUGAGAGCAACAUCAACUUGCCACCACGUGGAUAUUGCUGCCUUGAAUGUGGGGACUCCUUUGGGGUAGAGAGGAGUCUCGCCUAUCAUUAUGGCAGGAGGAGUGUGCACAUUGAAGUAGCCUGCACCCACUGUGCUAAAACCAUGGUAUUCUUCAACAAGUGUGCCCUGCUGGCACAUGCACGGGAACAUAAGAACAAAGGUGUGGUGAUGCAGUGUACACAGCUAUUCAUGAAGCCCAUUGCAGAGGGACAGAUGUUUGCACCCUUGAUCACUGAAUCCUCUGUGCAUGUGGGCUCCCAUGUGCCCCCAUUAUCCUCACCUAAAACCCAACCAGUCAUGCCCCUCUAUCCAGACAAAGUCAUCCGCCACAGACUCCGCUGCCUGGAGUGUAACAAGCAGCUAUCAGACUACAGAGGUCUCGCAGGCCAUUACCAGAGUCUGUCAGAAGAAAUGAAGGGACUGGUGAGUAAAGAUUGAAUUGAAAUUAUGGUAAUUGCUGAGAUGUUCACUUUCAUAGGCCAGGUAAUAAUGACAGUAUUUCUAUACGUUUUGCUUUGUAUUAUUUUUUUCUGUAUAGAUGUGUAAGGUGUGCCCAAUGCUGCUACCGAACAAGUGCAGCUUCCAGGCUCACCAGCGUAUUCAUGCCCACAAGUCCCCUUACUGCUGCCCUGAGUGUGGUGCGCUGAGUCGCUCUGUGGACAUACAGAAGCAUGUGAAGGAGAACUGUCUUCACUAUGCACGCAAGGCUGGCUAUAAGUAAAUCAAUACUAAAGUAUAUGCUUUUGUUAGGACCUUGAAUGGGACUCGGUGUAUACAUAUCACAAAAGUGUUCUAUAACAUUGGCCACCUUGUCUAAAUCCUUUGUUUUCUUUCAGGUGUCUUCACUGUGAUAUGGUUUUCAUGUCAUUUAAUGUGCAGAAGAGUCACAUUGAAGAAAAACACUGUGAGGUCUUCUAUAAGUGCACUAUCUGUCCAGUUGCCUUCAAGUCUUCCGAUGGAUUUCAAAUGCAUUUGACAACUAAGCACAAUGGCAGCAUAGUGUCUCCUCAGUGAGUUUAACUAAAUGCAUGUUCUGAAAUUGCAUAUUUGCUAACCCAUCUUAAAGUUUUACAUGAUUGUUUGUAAUGCUGUUUAUGCUCUAAUUGUGUUGAUUUUCUGUUGCAGGUUAAUCUUCAAGUGUUCUUGUGAGACAGUGUUCAAGAAAAAGCAGUUAUUGCUUCAACACUUCCAUCAGAAUGCCAAAAAGCUUGCUACCUGUGUGUUCAAGUGCCCUGAGUGCACUUCAAUCUUCAUCCAAAAGCAGUCGUUAAUGCAGCAUUUCAAGGUUUGCAUCAUCCUCAAAUUCAACCUAGUCACAUUGACAUAAAAUGGGGCCCAUAAUGUUAUGUUUUUGGUUCUGUCUUUUUCAAAGAUGUCUGCCUAUAUUACAGGGGGUGCAUGGAGGAAUCUUCAAAGAGGAGGUGGAGAAAAGCACAAAACCAACAGAGAUUAUUGCACAGCACCAAGAUGUUACCUCAGCAUUCCACCAGCCAAAGGUAAACACUCCCAUUAAACACUCUGAUGCAACCAGAAAGAGGGCCAACUUGGCCGCUCGGGACAGGAAGACCAAUCUGAAAAAUGCUGGCUGGACCUGUGGAGAGUGCCUGCACUGGUUGCCUGACCGAGAAGCCUACAUCUCUCACAUGAAGAACAGCCAUGGGAGGGUGAGGAGCAACUUAGUUAUUUUGUUGCUCAUUCAAACUAAUUAGCUGUAACAUUUUAUAUUAUAGGACAGAUUAUAAUUUAGGGACCAUUUUAGAUGUGGAAUUUACAACUUUCAGGCCCUUAAUGAAAUUAAAUCAUUCCCAAGUCAGCUCAACCCUAAUUAAGUAAAUCUUCUCUCUGUGCUUUCUGUAGUCACUGAAGAGGUAUCCAUGUCGGCAGUGUGAGAGGUCUUUCAAUUCCUCUACAAGUUUGAGAAGACACAUUCGCAAUGACCACGAUGGAAAGAAGAAAACCUUUACCUGCUGGUGAGAUUUAUCCUGAAAUCUACAUUAAAGUACAUUACUUCCUGAAAGGUUGGGGCAUAUCUGGCACUGAUUGGCCCCUGGGUGGUGCUGCAGGAAAUGGUCAAACAUGUAAAAACAAAGCUGUGGUUACCACAUUUUAUGACUAUUUUUUUGUAUAUGAAAUAAUGUAUUCUUAUUGUGCAGGUAUUGCACAGAUGAGAGGACAACAUUCACCACAAGCAUCAUGUUGAAGAACCACAUCAGUUUGAUGCAUGGGAUCAGAAAUCCAGACUUUAGUCUAAUGUCAAAAUCAGCCCCUCUGGAUACCAGCAAAGUCUUGGGAGAGGUGAUUUUAAUUUUCUUAUUUAAAUUUAAAAGUAAUACCAAUAUGUAUGAUCUGUUUUUCAUGUUUUCUGCAUUUUACUCAUUGUCAAAAAUUACACUUGAAAUCUAAUCCUUUAACUUUGACGUGCAGGGGCUCGUUUCAAAGAGACCUGCGGUGGCAUCCCAGAGGGAGGGGAAGGAUGGUGCUGCCCUAGAAGGCUCCUCUACCAAACGUCUGAAAUCUCACUUUCGCUGCUCUAAGUGUGGUUUCACCACAGAGGAUGGCACACAGUUCCAGCAGCACAUACCUCAGCAUAAAACCGAUAAAAACACUCCCCAAUGCCUGUACUGUGGAUUAUGUUUUGCAUCUCGGCUGUCUCUCAACAGACACCUGUUUAUUGUGCACAAAGUCAAAGACCCAGAGGAAGAGAAGAAGGAAAUGAUGGACGUGGAGUAUGAGAGCAGAAAGAAGCAGGAAGAGGGCAUGGGGAAAACAGUGGGUGUGAAUGAGGGAGAGGACUUGCCACUUCCAUUAGUUAAAUCUGACCCUCUACGGGAAGAGGAUCCAACCAGGUUGCACUGUGAGACUGCAGUAAGACCAUUGACUGUAAAUUCACAUACAGCUCUCACCUAGAGAUUCAUGGAUAGUCUUCAGCAGGCAAAAUAGAAUCAAUAAGAGCAAGUUUGAGCUUCUUAAAAGCUAUCUCCAUUUCCUUGGGUAAUAGUAGUCUAAAUUCUUUUUGGUUCUUUUUUUUGUGCCUUAAAACGAAAUGCUUUUUAUGUUUCUCAAGCCGUUGGGACUGGCAGAUGUUCCGCAUCAACUGAGGAGAUAACAUUUAUCUUGUGUAAUUUAUGGCAAAGAUUCUAAUUAAUUAUUUACUUUUAUUUUACCAUUUGAAGCUUGCAUGUUUUGUAUUGUAUUAAAUGUCUUUACGAGCCUCUGGUAUAUAACCACACCCACCUGUUAAGGCAAACUGUUUGGUUAAUCAGUAUUCUCUAGUGACUCCAGUUACUCUGACAAGAGACUCAGGAACAUCAAGGAUCUGUCCCUCAGGCUAACCUCCCAUUUAUGUUUGGAAUAAUGAAAGUCUAUAGACUUUGCUUUAGUGUAUGGCAGCCAUAUCAAAUGCUUGGUUUCCUACUUAAGGAUUGUUUUGUCCUUACAAAACACAUGAUAAUAGAUGGUGCUUCAUGCAGGUCGUGGCGAUACUGAUAUUAUGUAACAGUAUUGCAACUUCUAUCAUACUGUAUGUGUAUGUUGAAAUAUUUACUCUGACCUAGGUAUCACUUAGCACAUAAUAUAUAUUUGAUAUCAAUUCCAUACCACAUGGUAUGGAAUUUAUUAAAGCUGGUUAAACUACCAAAAUAGCACUUUUCUACAAAAUCAAAUACAGGUGUUGGAGUUAAAAAGGCAAUCAGCAGUUGCUACAUACAUUUUUGGACCUAUAAAUUAAUGAUAUGUACCCAUUGAUUCUUGAAAAAUAUAACGUAUAAAUUCCUUCAUGAGCUUAGUUCAACUGUCAUACAUUAGUAAAUGUAAACAAACAUGUACAACAUGGUUAAAGCUAUAAUUUGGAUAUCAUGAAUGGUCAGUCCUUGCAUCCAGAGCUAUGGUUAUAAUUGUUAGUGCUUACGUUUCUCCAGCCCCAUCUGUUUUUUACUAAAACGGGCAGGGAAAACACUUUAUUAUUUCUACUGCUGAUUGCUGCUUUAAAUGCCUUGCUGAAAGAUCUUACACUUUUUUUUACUGUACUCUUGCUUUUGUACCCUGAUAAAAGUGAGCUUUCAUUAAUUUAAAAUGCUCUUAUAUCUAUGUUUAUAGUAGUGGUGGCUUGUCUUAGCGAUGUCAUUGUUUUUCUUGGUUAAUUGUGAUCUUUGGCGAGUGUUCAUUGAAUGUGAGAAAGCAUCUGUUUUGCAAGAUAAUGCAGGGUGUUGAAAAUGGCUCAUUUCUAACGGUGUACUAAGGCAAUUGAAAGAGCAGUGAUUAAAUGUAAAGGGUUAUAGCAUGUUUGAGUGCAUAUGAAAUAAGCUGAAGAUAGAGACCUGUGCAGCUCUUCCUUCCUACCUCCACAGUAUAUGGCAGUGAUUGUUAAACUUGGGAUGUUUUGGGAGAUUUCACCUUUGGUCUUGCUGCAAUGUAAAAUGUAUUGUUAUUAUUCUCAAAAUGUAUAUCAUCUCCCACAAUAUUCAAUUUUAUAAAUUACUUUGGAGAUUGAUAUUUAUAGUCACAUUGACGUAUUUGUGAACUUUCUAUUUAAGUGCUGUAUGAACUGUUCAUUUUCUAGUGGUUAUCUGAAUCAGUGAUCAUGCUUUAAACAGAUCCACUGUUAACUCAGUGGCUGAUAUGAAACUUCACAUCUCAGUGUUUUUAUAGCCUGUCGAGAAACGUUGUACUUUUGAUAAUAUGUACAAUAUUAAGGACUUGUAAGCUAACCUAUGUACACAGUAGGUAAUUAACCUUUUAUUAGCAGCAUUUUAAGCCAUCACAUAUCCAUUCACCCUGCAUUGGCAAUUGUGCCUUGCUGUAAUGUUUACUUAAAAUAAUUGCAAAUAAACAUGUACAUGUC